CCUCCCCCUCCCUCUGGGAAACUCUGGGCCCCGCCUUUAAAACGGGCUUCGCCUUUAAAAGGAAGGUGUGUGGUUUUAGUUUCGCUUUCACUUUCGCUUGGCUUCCCUUUGAGAGAGAGAGAAGAGCCAUGGCGGCCCCCGUCCGGAUGCCCAAGCCCACCUGCCUGAUCCAGAACCAGGAGGGGAGGCUGUCUGUCUGCCCAGAGGCCCUGGGGGUCCUGCGGAGCAUCCGUCACCCGGUGGUGGUGGUGGCCAUCGUGGGGCUCUACCGGACGGGCAAGUCCUACCUCAUGAACCGCCUGGCCGGGAAGAGGACAGGAAACUUCUCCCCCGGGCCCUUCCCUCAGAAAGAAGGCAAACCUGCAGCCGCCGCCGUCCCCAGGAGCAAGCCGGGAAUGAGGAGAGGGAGAGUCCCGACAGCCCACGAGAAGAAGGAGAAGAGAGGUCUCAGGGCGGCUUCCAAAUGCAAAGGCAAAUAUUCCAACACCAAGGGCAUCUGGAUGUGGUGCGUCCCGUACCCGGAUCAGAAGGACCAGACCCUGGUGCUGCUGGACACGGAGGGCCUGGGCAACGUGGAUAAGGGCGACACGCAGAACGACACCUGGAUCUUUGCCCUGGCCGUCCUCCUCAGCAGCACCCUGGUCUACAACAGCAUGGGCACCAUUGACCAGAACGCCCUGGAACAGCUCCACUAUGUGACGGAGCUGACCGAGCGCAUCACGGCCAAGGCCUCUCCCUUGCACUUCUUCCCCAGCUUCAUCUGGGCCUUGAGGGACUUCACGCUGCAGCUGGAGCCCAUCACUGAGGACGAGUUCCUGGAGAACGCCCUGAAGUUGAAGAAAGGGGACUCCCCCGACGUCCGGCUGUUCAACCUGCCCCGCAAGUGCAUCCGCUUCUUCUUCCCCACCCGGAAGUGCUUCAUCUUUGACCGCCCCACCAGUCGGAAGAACCUGCACCGUCUGGAGCAGAUGGAGGAGAGAGAGCUGGAGCCCGACUUCGUGGAGCAGGCUGACCGGUUCUGCAACUACAUCUUCUGGACGUCCAAGGAGAAGACCCUCCCGGGGGGGCAUGUGGUCACUGGGCACCUGCUGGCCAAGUUGGUGGAGACCUACGUGGAGACCAUCAGCAGCGGGAAGGUGCCCUGCAUGGAGAGCGCGGUGCUGGCCUUGGCCAAGAUGGAGAACGCGGCCGCUGUGGAGGAGGCCCUGGCCCGCUAUGGGGGGCUGAUGGGGCAGAGGCUGUGCCUGCCCACAGAGAGCGUCCCGGAGCUGUUGGGGGUCCAUGCCGAGUGUGAGAAGGAGGCCCUGCAGGUGUUCAUGGCACGCGCCUUCAAGGACGAUGCGCAGCGCUUCCAGGUUAAGCUCAUGAAAACCCUGGAUGACCGGAAGGAGGAAUUCUGCCGAAGGAAUGAGCAGGAGUCCUCCCAGCGCUGCCGGGCCCUGCUGGCCUCGCUCUCCGUGGGGCUGGAGGAGAAGGUGCGCAGCGGGGUCUACUCCCGGCCGAAGGGACACCGGCAGUUUGUGGGAGACCUGAAGGAUGUGGAGGGAAGAUACCGUCAGGAGCCCAAGAAGGGGGUGAUGGCAGAGGCGGCCCUGCAGCAGUUCCUGGAGGGCGAGGAGGCCGUCGGCAGAGCCAUUCUCCAAAGCAAUACGGCCCUCAGCGCACAGGACAAGCUUAUAGUAGAGGCCCUGGUGCAGUCGGAGGUCUCCCGGAGGCAGCAGGAGGUCCUGCGGCAGAAGCGGGCUGAGCUGGAGCAGAAGAUGCAGGACAAGCAGCGGAGCUACGAGGAGAACAUCCAACAGCUGAAGGUCAAGAUGGAGCAGGAUCGGGAGCAGCUCCUGAAGGAGCAGAAGAAGUUGGUGGACAGCAGGCUGGCGGCCUUUGGACAAGAACAGGGCCCGCUCUCCAUGGGUCUGCUCUCCUCCCUCUUCCGGCAGGAACAGGAGGCGCUGCUGAGGGAGGGGUUCCCGAAGGAGGCCAAGCGGAUGCGGGAGGAGGUCCAGCGCCUGAGGGAGCAGAGCGCCAGCGUCAAGGAGCCCUCCUGGAUGGAGAAGGCCAUGGGGAGGCUGAUCACAUUCGGCAUCAUCUUUUUUCCAGGGAUCGCAGGCAAGGCGGUUGAGCUCAUCUCUGGCAAGGCGGUUGGGCCCGUCUCUGACCUGCUCAGGCGCUUCUGAUCAGGCCCUCCCCCAGCACCGCCCCCUCCCCCCCAGGCCUCUUCCGCUCCUGCCCUUUGCCCUCCGUGGCCUGUCCGUGGGCCUCUUUGGACCGAAUGCACUAUUUGUUUGAGAAGAAUGUAGCUCUUCCCUCCCAGGGCCUUUCCACACAUUUUGCAGGCGUCUCAGCCAGACACGCUUCCUUGGGGGCUGCACCUGGGAGUGGCACUCCAUGAGCAAGGCCCAUUCCCUCCACCCAAAGUGAAGUUGGACUUGAGUGUGUGUGUGCAGUGGUGUCCCUGUGGGUGAGAAGGAGGCAGCCGCAGGAGGCAACCCUGCCACCGCUUCAUGCAUUGCCAGGCGGAUGGACGCUUUGGAGUGGAGUCACUCCCCCAUCUAUCACAGGAUAUGUAGACAGACAGAGAUUGAUAGGUAGAUAGGCACAUGCACAUGUAGUGGUUUUCCAUUGUACCCAGAACUCAUGUACUUGAUGCAGAUUCUGCUCUUUUGUUGUGUUUAAUGGUGCAUUUCUGACCACGAGCUGCUUUUCUUUUCUUGAUCUAGAGUGCCUCUCUUAUGCAUUAUUUGAGCACACCACACAGUAUCCAUGCAUAUUGGUGCUUAUCAAUACAGUAGUCAUACUUACAUUGGUGCUGAUCUUAUCGAUUCUGCGUUCCAACUAUUUCUGGGCCCUGACUGACAAGUGAUAGGAGGAGGCCUCCUGCGGAGCUCUUCGCCUUUCUGUCUAUUUGCCAAUAUCUACCUCUCUGAGGGCUGGUUUUAAAACCUGGUUUGGUAUUAUGCUUGUUUUGACCAUGCACUGUAUGCUUACCUUGGACCAGAUUAUUUGCUAAAUAAAAGUAUCCGUUGCUGUCUUUCACAACUGCAAAUGAGAA
Messenger RNA from Anolis carolinensis (green anole), 3049 nucleotides. Its product is annotated as guanylate-binding protein 1. Lineage: Eukaryota; Metazoa; Chordata; Lepidosauria; Squamata; Anolidae. The record is from RefSeq and is a predicted model, not a curated record. Gene Ontology annotation, molecular function: GTP binding; GTPase activity. The coding region runs from base 129 to 2174 and encodes 681 amino acids. The transcript has 12 exons.